This is a messenger RNA of Tarenaya hassleriana, 2037 nucleotides long. RefSeq lists its product as uncharacterized. The record is from RefSeq and is a predicted model, not a curated record. Bases 150 to 1844 code for a protein of 564 amino acids. NCBI's taxonomy places the organism in Eukaryota, Viridiplantae, Streptophyta, Magnoliopsida, Brassicales, Cleomaceae. The transcript is spliced from 2 exons. Gene Ontology annotation, cellular component: Golgi apparatus.
ACACUCCGACGCGAAGAAAUCUCGCGGUCGAAAAACCCACAAGCUCGGCACCUGCAAAAGAGCAAUGUUCUUCGAUUCCUCAGCUCGACUCGGGGGUCAUUAGAGAGUUGUGGGUGUUGCUCAAUUCGUGGCGAUUGAUCUGAGAGAAGAUGUUGGGUCGAUCUGCAUUUUCCAGGACCGGUGGCUUUCGUCCGGAGAACUUAGGGCAGAAUGCCCUGAGCUUGAUCGGGAACAUUGGGUUCUCGUUGUUUGUCGUCGGAGUCUUGGUUUUCACCAUUAUCGCAGCUACCUAUGAGCCGGAGGAUCCGCUUUUCCACCCAUCUAACAAGAUCACAACUUUCCUCACAUCCACAUCCAACGCCACACUGAAAGCCGACGACACUGUCGUUAAGACAGGCGAAGAUUUCAUGGCGGCGAACCAAACUGCUUUCGCCGCUUUCAUCAACAUUACAGAUGUGGAGAACACAGACAACGGUUCCGACACUAACCAGUUGGACUGUGAAGUCAAUAAUAGCAGCUCCAUUGAUUGCAAAGAUCCAGAGAUUUUCCAUUUGAUGAUGAAAGCUACCAUAGAGAAGUUCAAGGACAUUCACUUUUACAAGUUUGGGAAACCGAUUUCCGGGGAAGGCGAUAUUACCUGUGAUAUGGCUUGGCGUUAUAGGCCUAAGGACGGGAAGACAGCUGCAUUCUACAAGGAUUAUCGUAGGUUUGUGGUAGAGAAGUCUGAGAAUUGUACAUUCAGUGUGGCGAGUAUCGGAGAUUAUCACUCGGGUGUGAAUGCGAGGAAGCGGAAGAAGAACCAGAAACCCGGGUUCGAAAAGAAUGGAAAGAAAAGUGACGAUUUUUCUUUACCGGUGGUUGGUGAACAAGUGAAUGAUUCCCUUCCCGUUAUUGAGUCGGAGAAUGCGUUUAAACGGGGUAAGUACUUGAUCUAUGUGGGCGGAGGAGACAGGUGCAAGAGCAUGAAUCACUACUUGUGGAGUUUCUUGUGUGCAUUAGGUGAAGCUCAAUACUUGAACCGGACAUUGGUGAUGGAUCUGACCCUAUGCCUGUCUUCGAUAUACACUUCAUCUGGACAAAACGAGGAAGGAAAGGACUUUAGGUUUUACUUUGAUUUCGAGCACUUGAAAGAGGCUGCCUCAGUCUUGGAUCAAGUUCAGUUCUGGUCGGAUUGGGAAAAAUGGCAUAAGAAGAAUGGGUUAGGCCUUCAUCUCGUGGAGGACUUCAGGCUCACGCCCAUGAAGCUUUCCAACGUGAAAGAGACAUUGAUAAUGAGGAAGUUCGGGUCAGUAGAACCGGAUAACUAUUGGUACAGAGUUUGUGAAGGUGAAACAGAAUCUGCUGUACAAAGACCAUGGCAUCUAGUGUGGAAAUCAAGAAGGUUGAUGGAACUAGUCUCUGCGAUUGCAUCGAAGUUGAAUUGGGAUUAUGAUGCUGUCCAUAUCGAAAGAGGAGAUAAGGUGAUAAACAAAGAUCUUUGGCCUAACCUUGACAAGGACACUUCCCCGAGUGCCCUCUUGUCGAGCUUACAGGACAAGAUCGAAGAAGGAAGGAAUGUCUAUAUAGCGACAAAUGAACAAGACAUAUCGAUAUUCGACCCCUUGAAAGACAAAUACGCUACUCAUUUUCUUGACGAGUACAAAAAUCUAUGGGAUGAGGGCAGUGAAUGGUAUUCGGACACGAUGAAGCUUAAUGGGGGAAACCCUGUUGAGUUCGACGGUUACAUGAGAGCUUCUGUAGAUACAGAAGUGUUCUUGAGAGGGAAGAGGCAGAUUGAAACUUUUAAUGAUCUUACCAAUGACUGCAAAGAUGGAGCCGGCACUUGCAACGCUGCAUCUAGCUAAUCUGUCUCUCUUGCUACCCCUGUAACUGAAUUUCAGGUUCCAUCUCCAAUCCUCUUCUUACAGGUUCCAUGUUUGUUUGUUGUGUCAUAGAAUAGUUCCACUUGUGUUCCCUGUCUUGUCCAUGUUGGAUAGCUUUCCAUGUUCCAUUUUCCUUGUUCUGUUGUGUUCUUUAAUGAAUCUUUGCACUUUCUUC